Messenger RNA from Emiliania huxleyi CCMP1516, 1548 nucleotides. RefSeq lists its product as hypothetical. The transcript is spliced from 4 exons. Bases 110 to 1093 code for a protein of 327 amino acids. NCBI's taxonomy places the organism in Eukaryota, Haptophyta, Isochrysidales, Noelaerhabdaceae. The record is from RefSeq and is a predicted model, not a curated record.
UUCCAAAAUAAGGCGCCGUGGCGCCCAACACUGCUCGCUCCCUCUCGCUCCACCGCCGCCGGCGAGCACAGACCCGCAGCCCGGGGCCGCGCGGCCGGGCGCCACGGUGAUGGCGGCCUCGCGGCCGUCCAUCGAUCUCGACGAGGAUAUCGCGGCCCUCCUGGAGCGGGCGCGCGUUUCUGCGCUCGUCUCCGGUAAGGUGGUGCCGCAGCUGCUGGCCCAGGACGUCGGCAACGUCGCGGCGCUGCUCGAGGCGGUCGCCGAGGACGGCCUCGAGGGGCUCGGCCUCGGCAAGACCGUGCAACGUCAGCUGUGCCGCUGCCUGCCGGCCCUGAACAGCUGCGACGCGGCUGAGGCAGCUUUGUCGUCCUUUGCCUCCCUGUCUCUGGCCGCGGAAGGCGGAACCGGAGGCGGCGCCCCGGGGGCCUAUAUGGACCCCGUGGCGCCCGCGCUGCCGGCUAGCGGCGAUGGGACGAUCGCCGCCGCGGGGGGGGAGGAGGAGCCACUUGCUGCGUCCGCCGGAGCUUCGGAUUCUACUUACAGCGGCGCGGACGCGGAGGAUGCGGUGGCAGGAGGGGGCUCUGGGGCGGCGGAGGCGAGCGCGGCGGCCACGGCCGAGGAGGACAAGCGCGUCCGGGCGCUGAGGAUUGCCCUGCAGCACAGGACGCAGAUGCCCGUGACGGACGAGGAGGCCCGGGCUAUCCUCCAGGCGCGAGGGGGUCGCGAGACGCCCGUGACGGAGGAGGAGGCGCGGGGCGGCGAGAAGCUAUCGCGGCGUGGGAAGAAGGCGGUGGCGAAGGAGGCGGGCGAGGUGGUAUCACGCGAGGAAGGCGAGGCGAUUUAUCGCGCGACGCUCGAGUCGCUGUUGGCGUCCACCGGGUGGACGCCGCGCGCCGCGGAGGAGAGGGCGCGCGAGGAGCAGCGUGCGCAUGUUCGGCAGAUGCGCUGGGCAAGGGAGCACGGCCGGGGGGAGCCGGUCCGGUGCUUUGACGCGGAGGAGUACGACGAAGGCGACGACGCUUUCGACGCGCUCUUCGACGGGGGCUCGGGGUACGGGUGGGAUUCCCCCUCGGGGGGCGGCGCUUUCUUCUAGGCGCCCGCCUUGACCCAACAUAGAGGGAGCGGACCCUGAGUUGAGGAAAUCGGGGGACGCGACCCACUUCGCCACAGACGGUCCCGCGCCUCGCCGCUAUGACGGGUAGACGACCGCGGCUCGUGUGCGUCUACCCGUCUUUGUCCGGAGUGAAUACUCCAACGCGCUCGUCGGUGACGGCGUCCCCCGAUUUCGCCGCGCUCGGCGAACCUCGACAGCGCUUUCGGUGGCAUGCAGCUCUUUGCGCCUGAAGCCUGGAGAGCAGCUCCUCUGCUGCUCAUACGCUCUGCACAGUUGGCACAGCCUACUGUGCGGCUGCCACAGCUGUGACAGCGAUGGGCUCGCCCUCACUGGCCCUCAGUCACUCGUGCUGCGGCUUGUGUGAGCGACACUGCUCGGCGACUGCCGGCACACUGUGAGACCAUGGGUGUGAGGUAAAACCACGCUACCAGCGC